GUCAAGAUAUAAAUUAAUUAACAAAAUCACGACGAAGCCUUUUGCAGAAUCUUUUAUAUAAGGCAUGGUUCUAUGACUCUCGAAACAAUCAAAACAAGAGAGUCAUGGCAAAGAGCAAGGUUCUUGUUGUUGGGGCUACUGGGUAUAUCGGUAAGAGAAUUGUGAAGGCAAGCAUAGACCAAGGCCAUAUAACCUACGUCCUUCAACGUCCUGAGACAGGCCUUGACAUUGAUAAGCUACAGCUGCUAUUGUCAUUUAAAAAGCAAGGAGCUCGCCUUGUUGAGGGUUCAUUUUCCGAUCAGCAAAGCCUUGUGGAGGCAGUGAAGAAGGUUGAUGUUGUCAUUUGCACCAUGUCCGGGGUGCAUUUUAAGAGCCACAACAUUUUGAUGCAGCUCAAGCUCGUGGAUGCCAUCAAAGAAGCAGGAAACGUGAAGCGUUUCUUGCCUUCGGAAUUUGGUAUGGACCCAGCAAGAAUGGAGCAUGCACUAGCACCAGGAAGAGAAACAUUUGAUCAGAAAAUGAUAGUAAGAAAGGCAAUUGAGGAUGCUAAGAUCCCCUUCACUUAUGUAUCCGCUAGCUGCUUUGCGGGUUACUUUGUUGGCAACCUCUCUCAGCUUGAGACCCUAACCCCUCCAAAAGAUAAAGUUUGUCUCUAUGGAGAUGGAAAUGUUAAGGCUGUUUAUAUGGAUGAAGAUGAUAUUGCAACAUACACAAUCAAAGCAAUAGAUGAUCCUCGAGCAUUGAACAAAACGUUGUACCUAAGGCCACCAGAAAACAUUCUCUCACAAAGACAGUUAGUUGAGAUCUGGGAGAAACUCAGUGGAAAGAAACUAGAAAAGAUCAUCAUUUCUGGAGAAGACUUCCUAGCUUCCAUGAAAGACAAGGAUUAUGCAGCAAAGGCAGGAAUGGGGCAUUUCUAUCAUAUUUGCUACGAAGGUAGUUUGACAAAUUUUGAAAUAGGAGAAGAUGGAGAAGAAGCUUCGAACCUUUAUCCAGAAGUGAAAUACACUCGCAUGGAUGAAUAUCUGAAUAUCUUUGUUUAAAAUGUAACCCACAUCCUACAGCAGCAGUAUAAUGAAUAUCUGAAAAUCUUCUUCUUGCUUGCUUUUUUUGUCCUCCUGCUCUAUUAACGUUUUGUAUCAUCAGAAUGAUAUAUAUCAAGAACAAAUUGUGUGGAAUGUUUUAAUGAAACGAUUAGUGGGCUAAUCAAUUAAUAUUA
Molecule: messenger RNA, 1219 nt
Organism: Populus trichocarpa (black cottonwood)
Lineage: Eukaryota; Viridiplantae; Streptophyta; Magnoliopsida; Malpighiales; Salicaceae
Product: isoflavone reductase homolog
Exons: 4
Coding region: 105-1043 (312 amino acids)
Molecular function (GO): oxidoreductase activity
Source: RefSeq, a predicted model, not a curated record